AUGGCGAAGGCGGCGAUGAAUUCUCAUGCGCCGGCGCUUUACUCGCUGGCGGUGAUACAGUUCAACGGCAGCGGCGCCUCAAAGAAUGACAAGGAUCUCCGCGCCGGCGUGGCGCUAUGCACGCGUGCUUCGCUUCUCGGCCACAUCGACUCGCUCCGGGAGUUAGGCUACUGCCUCCAAGACGGUUACGGUGCGCGCAAGAACGUGGCCGAGGGGCGUCGGUUGCUGGUGGAAGCCCACGCGCGUGAGCUAGCGUUAGUCAUACGCGAGGUCACUCGGUCCACCACCCCCUCAAACUCCUCUAUGCUGACGUGGCUAACUCGACGGUUACGCAAUCUUGCGUGCCAUUCAGGGUCGUUUCUUCCGUUACUGGAGGGUUACGGUGGUUACAGCGUAGCUGUUCAACCGGUGAAUUGGUUUAUGAGGGAGUGGUUUGAGUCCGGUAGAGGGAGGUUGGGUGAGGGGCUGAGGUUGUGCGCGCACGUUGGCUGCGGGCGGCCGGAGACGCGGCCGCAUGAGUUCCGGCGCUGUUCGGUUUGCGGGAAGGUGAACUACUGCUCACGGGGGUGCCAGGCGCUUGAUUGGAAGCUGCGGCACAAGACGGAGUGCUCCGAGUUUUUACCGUGGGUGGUGGUGGUAGAGAACGACGGUGUUGGUGGUGUUGCUGCAGUUGUUGGCGGAGGUAACGGUGACGUAGUGGCCUAGUGGGUGUAGAACAUGUGCGUCGGAUGGGGGGAGGGGAGUGGAGAUUUAAUUUGGUGGAACUGAACCAGAACAUAAGAAAGGAAGAGAAACACAGUGGAGACUUAAUCGCUGCGUUAGAGACUCAGGUUCGAAGACAAAGAUUGAAAGUUUUAAUUUCUGGUAAAUCCAGACUAACAUAGAAUAGAAAAAAAUUAUCUAAAGACAGCUGAAGCCGGGGCCAUUUGUGAUUCUUGUUAAUUUUUUAUAUUAAGGAAAAAAUAUGUACACAACAUGACACCAUAAAGACUUGUUCUAAUAGAAACAUAUAUAUGGUGGGGAUAGAACUCAUUGAUUAUUUGGGUUGCUUACUCAUUCUUUGAAGUCAAUGACUAAUAAAGCCAUGUAAUUGGGUCUUAUAAAAAUUGAGCAACAGUGACCCACACUCAAAAACAUUUUUUUAAUUUGAUGCAAACAUAUUUACAUUCCA
Messenger RNA from Arachis duranensis, 1171 nucleotides. Its product is annotated as F-box protein At5g50450-like. Lineage: Eukaryota; Viridiplantae; Streptophyta; Magnoliopsida; Fabales; Fabaceae. The transcript has a single exon. Bases 1 to 705 code for a protein of 234 amino acids. The record is from RefSeq and is a predicted model, not a curated record. Gene Ontology annotation, molecular function: protein binding.